This is a messenger RNA of Penicillium subrubescens, 576 nucleotides long. Its product is annotated as endonuclease/exonuclease/phosphatase. The record is from RefSeq and is a predicted model, not a curated record. The transcript has a single exon. NCBI's taxonomy places the organism in Eukaryota, Fungi, Ascomycota, Eurotiomycetes, Eurotiales, Aspergillaceae. Bases 1 to 576 code for a protein of 191 amino acids.
AUGGAAAGAGCACACAGCCUUGCACACGACGCGACAACGGAGAGCAGGGAGAUUGAUCCUCCGCCAUGGGCGAAGAUCCAGCUCCGAGCGUCCGCGCUGCGGUGGGCACGUUUGAGCGCGGUAGAUCACCGACGAAGCGUUUUCCGACAGUCAGUAGCUGGCCAGUACGCUCGCCAGCUGGACUGGGCCCUCCAGGGUCCCCAUCGAAUUUAUGAUUGCUUCGAUCGGGAGAAGGCAUCCGUUCUAGCUGAGCAUCGCACGGGACAUGCUAGAUUUAACGGGUAUCUUCAUCGGAUUGGUCAGAGUGAAAGCGACUUGUGCGCGUGUGGUGUCGAACGCGAAACAGUUCAGCACUUCCUGUUCCAAUGCACGCAAUGGAACGAACAACGUCGCGUUCUCAUUGACGCGGUUGGCUCCAACUACGGUAGUCUGCCGUAUAUGCUAGGAGGUAAACCGGAGAGUGUGGACGGUACGAAUGAGCAGAACAGAAGAGCGUGGAAACAUGAUAUCAAGGUCAUCAAAGCAGUUGUCGCUUUCGCGGUUGAGACUAAAAGAUUGAUGUAUGAAAGGCACUGA